Messenger RNA from Clavispora lusitaniae ATCC 42720, 1998 nucleotides. RefSeq names its product Cph2p (gene CPH2). The record is from RefSeq and is a predicted model, not a curated record. NCBI's taxonomy places the organism in Eukaryota, Fungi, Ascomycota, Pichiomycetes, Serinales, Metschnikowiaceae. Gene Ontology annotation, molecular function: protein dimerization activity.
AUGUCGCCUACUUUCCAAUACACCGACGAAAUGUUGGACUUUGAAGAUGCAAACAACUUUUUGCUGAUGCUCCAGAAUACUGUCCCGUCUUUUGACAAGAAAUGGGAGUUUGACUCAACUCAGCCGUUGGAAAUUCCUGACCUGAUGUUUGUUUCCGACUUGGACUCUGUCCUGUCGGGGUUGUUCAACUCCGGCUCUUCUUUCACAGGCCCAGAUUAUGCAGACCAGCUGCAAGCGAACUUUAUGCCUUCGAGCGUUGGCUUGAACGAUGGUGGCGUUCGCAUGCUGUCUUUCAGUCUGGCUUCGGGCUCGGACCUGGCCGGCUCCCAUUUUGCUACCUCUUCGAACGGCACUCCCAACACAAGCAUCACUUCUCCUCAUACGCUGCCGGAAGCUCAUGUUAAAAAGGAGCCUCCUCUGCCAUUUUCCCCAGCAAUGUUUUCCACCAAUAUGAAGACGUAUAGUUCUGAUUCGGCUUCUGAUCACACAGACUUGGUCUCUCCCAGGCUGAAAGUCUCUCCCAGAGAUAAAGUCAACAAGCCAGCCAAGAAGACAAAAGUAUCCCACAAUAUGAUUGAGAAAAAGUACAGAACAAAUAUCAACUCCAAAAUCAUGGAGCUCCGUGACGCAGUACCAACCUUGCGCAUCGUGACAGGGAAAACCAACGUCCUGGUUACAGACUUGGAAGGUUUGUCCCCUGCGUCCAAAUUGAAUAAAGCUUCUGUCUUGACCAAGGCUACAGAGUAUAUCAAACAUUUGGAGCACAAGAACAGCCUCAUGAGUAAACAGAUUGCACAAUUGCAGAAUCUAGUCCGUGAUGCUGGGAAUAAUGCUCCUCUGCAGCCUCUUGCGCGUGAGCCUCCAAUAGCCUCUGCUGCUCCCGAAGAGAAUAAUGUGUCUUAUGGUUUUACUGCUCCAGAUCAGAAUUUCGAGCCAAUGGGAUUUAUGGACUACGGUCUUCAACAAAGCCCCAUGCAAGUAUCUUCUUCCCGCAGCAGUGGCUUGAACAUGGACUCAAGUUUGAUGUUGGGAGGAGGCAUGGCCACUGCUUUAUGUGGCUCUUUUAUCUCUGGAGAAAACUUUAAAGGCAUGGCUGCAGUUCCAUUUUUCCCAAGUGCUCUUUCUCAUCCUUCGGCGGUGACGUUGCAAGUAUUGCCUGUUGUUAGAGCUGCGGUUGUCAUGUCCGGCGUUUUAAUGAUGGCAAAGCCUUUAAGUCGUAUGUUCGGCAAGAAUGAUGGCAAAAAACAGGUGAGGGGUAAUGUAUGGACCUCAUGGGUACUUGCUUCUCUUGGGCUUCAGGCUCCUUUAACAGGAUCUGAUAGCAAAGACUGUGCUAUCGCCCGUCUAUUGGGUCAAAGCAAAUUUUCAUAUUAUGAGGUGAUGAGAGACUAUGCAAGUCUUUCAUCGUGCGAGUCGCUGUAUGAGAAUUGCUUUUUGCAAGUGCUUUUAGGUGUCAUGAUGAUCAAAAAGUAUCCUGUCUUAUCAAAAGCUAUCAAGGGUAAUGUGAAAUGGAAGGCAUCUUUGUUGAUGAAUCUCGAAUAUUCGGGCGACAGUGAGAGUUUGAAAAACCUCAGUAAAUUUAUCAAAACAGUUGAUGGUUUGUCUUUGUUCGAUUCUGAUACCUUGAUAACUCGCCUUGUCAACUUGGCAACUAGGUCUCCUGUCAACAAGAACAUUGUCAACGGAGACAAUGCAAAUAACUACGUGGACGUUCUUCUAAAAAACAAGGGUGAUCUUUUUGCAAUUAUAUUCCAAUGGAGAGUUCUUGAGAUUACUUAUGAGUUGAACUUGUCUUAUUUGGAAUACUUCACUGCUGAAUCGGAAAAGAGGGAUAAAUGCAUGACUGAUCUUGAAAAGGACAUUAAAAAGGUUGAUGAGUUUUUGAAGAAUGAGAACGUUUCAAGUCAGUUGAUCGAACACUUUUUCUUUGUUCAAAUGCAUAGUAAAUCCCGAAGCAACCCCGGAGUUGCUAGUGCACAUGAAAUCGAAGGUUCUUAA